Molecule: messenger RNA, 1579 nt
Organism: Suillus bovinus
Lineage: Eukaryota; Fungi; Basidiomycota; Agaricomycetes; Boletales; Suillaceae
Exons: 11
Coding region: 130-1491 (453 amino acids)
Cellular component (GO): nucleus; cytoplasm
Source: RefSeq, a predicted model, not a curated record
UUUCCAAUCAUGAUAAGUGAAUUCUUGGCAAGUUGAGACCAAGCUGGUUUGCUGGCGUCUCUGUUCCUUGAAGAAAUACAGUCAGUGUCCAACGUACUCGACAACGAGCAAGAACUGUGAAUCUUACAGAUGAGCGCACCGGUCGCGCAAGAGGAAUUGCCGAUCCUCGAGGCCGUGAUCAACAUACGAAACCGGCUUACUGCCCUGAAGAGGGACCGUGCCGAGUUUAUCAAGCCGUCAGAUGUGAAUGCCCUUUACCAAGCUGUCGUUAAACAAGUCACAAAACUCAACGAUGUCCGCGAUGACAACACCACUUACAACAAUCGAGUGGACACAACACUCGCCGAUGUGUUCAGCCUCCUUUCCUUGUGUUAUCUUACACUGGGGAGAACGAAAGAAUGCCCAGCUGUAUACUCACAGCUGGCCUCCAUCAGGCAAUUACUCAGGCAUAUGGAAGAAUCAGGAGUCUACAACGAAUCGGACCUGGCCCCUUUCCAACGGAGACUAAGCGAGCUACGCCACAUAGUACAACAAGAUGCUGAGAGUAGUAAGCACCCCGAAGCUAUGACAAAGCUUCUAGAGCGCCAGUUUAAUGAAUGUGAUGUUAUCAUGCGAUCACUCCAAGAUUCCUUGUCGGUACUCUCAGUGGAGCUGGUUCCCAUUCAUGAACGCCUCGUCACGAUUCGCAGGCAACUGGUCGCACUGGCUGCCAAAGAGGGUUCACACAAAGCCGAAAUAAAGUCUCUGGCCGAGGAACUGCGUAAGAUUGAUUCCAAACGUGUCGACGGUAAAUUCCUUGGCCCAGGAGGAAUCAUGCCAUCUUCUCAAGCACUUUGCACCUCCCUCAUCGAGGAAUGCUUUGACAUUCUCCAGCAAAUUAAAGCGCAGGAUGAGUCAAAGAACGUAGCAUCUUCUCUCAAGCCCAUUCAUGACCGCUUGAACGAACUGCGUGCGGAGCUAGAGAACCUCGUCCUUACGCACAGAUGGAGUCUUCGCGAGACAGAUCUCUACAAUUAUUCGAUGAGCCUACACGAAAUCGACAAGAUGCGUAUUGAUGGCAAGUUUGUCGAUACAGAGGGUAAUAGGCCACCAGGACAGUAUGUCCUACUGUACUUGUUGAGACGGUGUUAUGGUCUUAUCUACCGUCUAUUAUCGUCGAGCGAGCCAGUAUCCGAGGAACUCAUCCCUAUCGCCAAUAAACUCUCCACAGUGAAGAAGUGCCUUAAUGAAGUAUACAAAUUUGGUGGUCCGUUUACGCCUCGGGACCUGUACCCCUAUCAACUGGCAUUGCACCAGAUCGACUCCAUGCGGAAAGAUGGAAGAUUUGUGGGCGUAGGUGGAAAUAUUCCUGAAGGACAGGGUAUCGUCAUGGCACAUCUGAACGAGUGUCAUGAACUACUAGAGAUGCUCAAGGAGUCCAUGGGCGAAAACGAGGAUCAGGAUUAUGACGACGAAGAUGAGACCGAGACGGAAGUCUCAGAACAAAUUUAAUUAUGCAUGUUGCGGACUGCCUCAAAUUCGAUGUACCACACUUAUAGGCCAUGUAUCUCAUCGGUGAUGUUAUAUAUACAAUAUCACA